Oncorhynchus nerka (sockeye salmon) is the source of this 5659-nucleotide messenger RNA. RefSeq names its product exopolyphosphatase PRUNE1-like. The transcript is spliced from 8 exons. The record is from RefSeq and is a predicted model, not a curated record. NCBI's taxonomy places the organism in Eukaryota, Metazoa, Chordata, Actinopteri, Salmoniformes, Salmonidae. Gene Ontology annotation, molecular function: exopolyphosphatase activity. Gene Ontology annotation, cellular component: cytoplasm. The coding region runs from base 729 to 2375 and encodes 548 amino acids.
UCAAUCAGCAUUAAACUGCCAGUAGCGAAUUAAAUAUUGGGGUGGCCAAUCAGAUGUCAGGGGUGUCCAGUGCCACCCCGGCUCCGCCCCUGGCUACAAGGUCCCUAUUUUACAAUUACAUAGGCUAGUCGAAAGUUGACCAAAUAAUGAAAAGGGCUGUCCGCUAGCCUCAAUAAAUACACAAAUAUUUAUAGUUGAACAAGUCUUUGCAUGUAUACAUGUCUUUUUUUUUUUAACUUGACUUGAGGCUUGACUUGAAAACAUGACUACUCGACUUGACUUGCUCUUAGAAUGCACGAAUUAGACUUUACUAGAGUCUUGACCAGUUAUUCUUGUGACUCGAAUUGAGACUCGGACCUUGUGACUUGAGACUUGCAUGUGACUCAAAUAAUAGUCACUUGGUCCCGCCUCUGAAAAUCUCUAAUGUGAAGCCGACAACGUUGCCUGCCAUUAUGUCAGUCCAUGACAUGCGAGUCCAAUUACAUUUUUACCUUUCCAAAUUAUUACAAGGCCUGCAAAAAAAUAUAAGAAAAAAAGGAACGCAAUGCAACAAUGUGUGGGCCAGAAAAAGUCUCUCUCCUCACUAUCAAUUGUUUCUGCAGUGAUGAAUUACAAUCUUCAGAUCAUGUUUUUAUAACCUAUCAUCCGCAGAUAAUCGUUGUCUGAAGCUCAAAAAGAAGUAUAAACAUUAUUCAAAUCAGGGAGCCAAAUGAACGGCUCUUUCACAGAUGCGAUUCGGUCCCCGACGUUCACCAAAAAGAGCCGUUCAAAAAGAGCCGUUCGUUCGCGAACGACCCAUCACUGACACUUUGUACCCUUCAGGAGCUUCUGCUUUUCAAAACGUGGUGUAUGAAUAUUCGUCAAAUUGUAUAUGCAGAGGACACGGGUCUGUAAACAUUCUGUUUGGCAGAAUAUCCCGGGAGUGCACAACGCUGGCGAAAAUGGAGGGGUUUCUACAGAGAUGUAGCGCUGCAUUAAAGGGCAGUUCGGAGGGCAGCUCUGGGAUCCACGUUGUCCUUGGCAACGAGGCCUGUGACCUCGACUCCAUGGUGUCGUCCCUCGCCUUCGCCUACUUUCUGUCCACAGCGUCUGGCAGCUCGUGUAAGACUGUGGUGCCAGUGCUGAACAUCCCGAGGGCCGAGUUCCCCCUACGUUUAGACAACGUGUUCCUGCUGAAGGAGAGCGGGGUUCCAUCAGAGGCUCUGGUGUUCCGUGACGAGGUGGACCUGGCAGGGCUCCAUAGAGCCAAGAGGCUGGUUCUCUCCCUAGUGGACCACAACGUGCUUCCUAGUGCCGACAUUGACUUGGAGGAGGCAGUUGUGGAAGUCAUUGAUCACCACCACCUCGAGAGGACACCCUCUACUUCCUGUUCGGUCACCAUGGAAACCGUGGGUUCCUGUGCCACCUUGGUGACAGAGUACAUUCACCACAAGGCACCUGAAGUGCUAGACAGACAGGUGGCCCAAUUAUUAUACGGGGCCAUUGUGCUGGAUUGUGUCAACAUGGCCCCAGAGGCGGGCAAGGUCACACCAAAGGACAGCCUUCUGGCCUGCCUACUGGAGUCGCGCUUCCCAGACCUGCCACCCAGGGGUGCCCUCUUCCAGUCCCUACAGAGCGCCAAGUUUGACAUCUCAGGUCUUUCUACAGAGCAGAUCCUGCUGAAGGACAUGAAGGCUGUCUCCGAAGGCGACCUGAGACUGGCAGUCAGCGCUGUGUACAUGACACUAGAUAUGUUCCUACAGCGGAAGAGCCUACAACGGGAGCUUUGUGAGUUCUGUCACAAACAUCGUUUUGGUGCGGUGGUCGCCAUGACAAUCUCUUUCAAUGAACGCAGCGAGCCCCAUCGGCAGCUGGCGGUCUACAGCUCCAGCACCCUCUAUAGGGAGGAGGUGAGUCAAGCAUUAGAAAAGGCCCGGAACCCCUCUCUGUGCAUCUCUCCAAUGAGCAGCCCCUUCAACGACAUCAAGUCCUAUCUCCAAGGCAAUGCGCUGGCCUCCCGCAAGAAAGUGCUACCUAUCCUCAAGGACUUCCUGAAGGAGUGGGACAAGAAGCAAGUGCAUUGUGGGGAGACGGAGGACUUUGAGGAGCUGGACAACCACUUUGACCCCACGGGGUCGCCUGGAAUCGACGGAGACUCCCGCCCCCACUGCUUCUCGGCCUCUCGGCACCACCGUCGCCGCCUGUUGGGCGCCGAGGACUCUGGGAUGGAGGAAGACUUCCAGGUGCCGGCCACACCCAUGAACAGUCUGGUGGAGGGCUGUCCACUGGACGCCGGCCUGCCCCAGAUCAGCGCGGAAGCCAUUUUGGAGAAGUUCAGCUGCAUGGUAGGGGAAGCAGGGGGUAAUAAAGAUGUCAGCUGGCCAGGUGAUCAAUAACCUUCUGUUGAUGCCUUUAAAUCCUAGUGCCCCUGGCUCUCUGUCCGCGUGCACUGCAACCCAACCAAAAGACUAUAAGGAGUGUUCAAACUCAGAAGCAUAUCAAUCAAUUGUAUGUUUCAUAAGGGACAUCUCAUAGCGGAUUAUAAUGACAAUCCAAGGGGCCAUGUACAGUAACUCACUCACUGGUUAUAUAGCAAUCCAAGGUUUUCUAUCAGCAGCUCCGGUGAUUGACUGGAAACAGGGUUGUGUUCAGGAGGAACAAAACCGCCCAAAACGGAGUGAAGCAGGGAGGUACCAUCUUAAUUUAUCUAAUAAGAAAUGCUUGUUUUUGUUUUCCGUUGCAAAACGUUUUGCUACGGUGUGCCCAAAUGAACACAACCCUGGACUGCCGUAGCCAUCAAACUGAUCACCAACUUCUUAUGGAUGCUUUACUCAAGUCAGGACUAACAACACCAUUACGAAGGAUAGGACAUCCUUCUAAAAUGACUGGCAAACCGGAUGAAAAAAGCAUGACUUGUACCUUCGAAGACUCCAGACAACAAUGAAGGUUCAAUUGUGUUUUCUCUCUGUAUCCCAUCUGAGUACAUGGGACUGCCUCAUUGGUUAGUGCCAUCUCCAAGUGUAGGGGGAGUAGAUUGGACAUUUGGAGAAUACAUGAUGGACUAAUGUAAUGAAUCUUUGAAAGGCCUAUUUCAAUGUCACAGGCAUUUGAGUGAAGCUUUAUUUUGAGGAGAAUAUUGCCCUGGAUAAUGACUUUAUCCAUUUUUGCAGCAUGUGUUUCAGUAGUCCUGGUCAUUGAAAACUGCAGAGUUUGCUGUUUUUUAGUGCAACUUAUCUAUGUACAGCUUCAGUAAGGAGUUUUUGUGCUGAUGAUUGAGCACGUGAUAUCUACUGGCAUGUGUGUGCGAGCGCGUGUGUGUCUGUCUGUCUGUGUGUGUCUGGAGUUCUUGGUUAGCGUGAUGUCAUGAUGACAUUAUCAUCAGGGUUGUUUCAGUCCAUAGUUCUCCUCAUUGUCGGUAUCCAUCUGGAAAAUAACGAAGAGAGAGAGGUGGAGAGAUACAUACCAGAUGCCGGAUGCAACUCUGCUGUUCAUUCAUGCAUAUGAACUGCCUGCCCCCAGUCAGAUCUCGAAAAUUGCAGGUUUCCUUUUUUUUCUUUUUAGUCAUGAAUCUUGUUCUGGAGGCAGCUCUGCAGAGUGGUCACUAGCUGGCACAGCCACAAAGUCAUACCUAACCUUAACCCUAAUCACACUGCUAACCCAAAUGCAUAAACCUAAACUUAAAUUAAGAUCAAAACCCUUUUUGUUUUCAUGAAUUUGUACAAUAUAGACAUUUUUGAGUGUGAGGCUGGCCCAUCUACCGGAAAUCACAUAGUUUUGCCUCAAGGACAAGACUCAUCCCAAUAAAUGUUUACCUGUGCUAAAUUCUCUCUCUCUCUCUCUCUCUCUCUCUCUCUCUCUCUCUCUCUCUCUCUCUCUCUCUCUCUCUCUCUCUCUCUCUCUCUCACAGGUUUUUCUGAGAUUUAGAUCUCAAAGCUACUUCAGCUGCCCAAAUAUACACAAAUCUUAUGUGGAAUUUAUCGUCUAGUUUAUCGUCUAGAUUUAUUUAGGGAUUACCAUUGAUUAUGUCAUCCUAAUGAAAUCAUAACAUUUUGAGAACAAAUGAAGUGAUGCAGAGGUUGACUUCAUGCAUACAAUUUUGCGCUGAAUUUUGUUGGGCAUGUUAUUCCUGCAUUACAAAAAACAGUGAUACGUUUCUAUUAAUACCCCCCUUUGUAUUUUUGAGUUACCAGACAUUUGCCUGUUCCCAGAUCUGUUUGUGCUCUUGCCAACUCUUAUCAUCAGAGUUGACUAUACAGCAUCAACAGAUCUGGGCUACUGAUGAAUUGCUCUGAUGAUGGUAUCUGAUCUGGAAUCUGUGUCGCAUACCCCAGAGAGCCUUGUGGCGGUUCAUUUGAGGAAACAUUACUGCAUUAGUGCAGAUGUCUGCUUCAUUAGCUGUCGGUAGUUGGGCCCGAGGAGUAGGUUUGAACUUACUGUACCACAGAGAUGUGCAUACACCCCUAGGAAAACCCACAUACAGAUGAAUGCAUAGACACAAACACAUUAGACAGUGGCCUGAUUCCAUUUCAGUCACUAGUCUCUUCCUUUAGCUCUACCAUUUCAGUGUUCCCAGAUCACAAGGAUUCGAUAGGUCUAAGUAAGUGAUAAGAUGAUGGUUCCUACCUUGUUCGAUAGGGUAUGUGAAGGUUCUACCAUACACUCACCUAUCCAGUCCUUUUGCAUCGUGGAACUUCAAACUCUGAGAAUAAUGGAGGGCAGCACAGACUAAAUUGGAAUCCUGCUAGUCUAGCUGGAACUUCAGCUUUGUUAGAAUUCCCAGAUUUGAUUUAAUAUGUCUUUGACCGCAGAAAACAUCUGAGAAUGUUGACUAGCCCUGUGCUGAACCAUUUAAUGAAGAUAUUAAAUGAAGAUAGCAUAGUUGAUUAUACCACUUGAUUAUAUAAAUCAACCAUGUAGUUUCAUUGAUUUAUUCUCUACAUCACAGCGAGAAGGUGUGUUCUGUCACAUAGUUUAUAGUAAAAGAAUAUGUUGUGUCUAGGCUAGAAUGGUAUUGAUAGUGAGUUUUCUAUUAAACAUACUCUGAAAGAUGAUUAUAUUGAGCCUCAGGUAUUAAGGAUUUGGCAAUGCUUGGCUUGUAAAAAAAUCCCUUGUGCUAAUUAUGUUUUGUCCUUCUUCUUUAUCUCCAAAUAUACUUUUUGUUGAAAUGUUUCAUGGGAAAUGUAGCUUAUGUGGUGGACAGUGUAAUGGCUCAGUGACUCUGCAGUUUCAUGUGAACACUAAAACGAGUUUGUUUCUCCCACACCAUUUGUCAUGAUUACAUGUUUUAGUAAACACUCUUGUCACUGCGGUGUUCUAAUUUUCCCAGGCCUUUAAUUAAGGUUGGAAAUGUUAGCUUGCUGGACUUGUUUAGCUUCUCAACAGGUUGAAUGACAACAAGUAAUUGACAAUGUUGUUUCUUUAACCCAAACUGGUUCCCUUUUUCAGUUUCUCACGGCUUUAAUCCAAAGAUGCCCUCCUCAACCCCUCUACAUGCAGUUCCUUUCAGUAGUUUUGUGAAUUGUAUGCAGGACAAUCGGGAUACAACUUAUCUUUUAUUCAAGUACGCAAUGUGAAAAAAGUGUUUGCUAUGUGGUUUCUGAAUGCGAAACCACAUGUAUGACAAGAUUAUAAGAGAAAAUGUUCAACUAUGCACUUCUAUUAAAAAAAAAAUGGAUUUGAA